GUGAAGACACGCUCGGAAUGUUUGUUCGUACUUUGAAUCAUUUUGGUAACCCCGUACAAACCUUCGGAGUAGUCCUUCCCUUCAGCACCGCCUGCCUCCUGUUGGCCUUUCUCGGCGGCUGUUGCCGCUUUGUGCUCGGCUUUCUAAAGGGAAAAAAUAAGAAACAUACCGGUAAGCUUUCGAGUCUACUUAAAACAGAAUCUGGGGUUUACCUUGGCUGCUUUGGCCGCAUCUUUCGCAGCCUUCUUGGCGGCUUUCUUAGACUGUUCUUGCUCUUCUACAACGGCUUCCGCUACCAUGGUUACUAUCUUUCUCCGGUCUUUUUUUUACCGAUACUGAUGGAAACUCAAAACGUAUAUCUUAUCUAGAAAGAAAAAUUUCGGUUAAGGUCAUAGAGUUUUAAAGGGAAAACCAAAAUAAAGUGGCUGUAUACAAUUGAAAAAAAAAAAAAAAGAGAACUCGGCCGUUGCUGGUUUGCUUUAAUCAAUCGAAAGUUCACUGUCACGGUCGCGUGAAAGACCGUAGCCGCCGCAAAUAAUGGUCACAAAUGUAAACGCCGAUCGUGGGCAGAGCUUCUACGUCAUUAUGUUAUUCUGCUGCUCUAUUUUUAGCAGACGUAUCGUAGUCGCGGUAGGAAGAGCAGCAUCUUUUCCGAUUGGCUACUGACGACGUCAUAGACGUUAAUACAUUGGAUCUUUAAACUUGCUAUGGACAAAUUGAUCCUCAGAAAUAUUUCGGUGUAUUGUUUUGCUUGAACCGUAAUUUUGCCUUAUAUCUACCUGUACUUGACCUAAGACAUCUUAAAAUAAUAUGACCAAUUUCUAAAACCAAUCUCACUAUCCAACUACUGCCGGCAUGCGGUAAACACAGUUUAACUUACAUAAUACUGCGUUGGUAUUAGUAAAAACCGCAUACAGACGAAACUAACGGUGAAUAGUAGGCGCUACUGUCAGACGGCAAAGCCAAAAAAAAAUAAUGCAGCGUUUCCGACAAUCGCGACAAUGUUGCAUCAUUCUGUUUCUUAUCGGAAAUAUUACCAAAGAUUGGAUGCUAUCAAAAAACAUUUCAAUUGCCACGACUGUAUUUCUCGUUGCUCAAUUAAACAUAGGAUUUUUUCUGUCACAUUUUAAAAACUCCCUUCCGGUACAACAGUUUCACUUCUUAACCUAAAGCGAAUAUCCGUAAUAUACUGAUAUCCAAACUAUUCUGCGAAAUAAAAAAAACUCACUUGAAACAAGUAUAAAACUGCCGAUAAUCACACUUUAUUACACGCUGUUGACGAUAUAUAUAGCAUAAUCUUGAUUUUUCACCUUACUGGGAUGCACGAGAAAAAUCACCUCUUUGCGAAGCACAACCUACACGUCGCGAGUUUCACGUAUGGAUUGAAAAUCUUGCGGCUGGCCGAACUGCUGAACUGUCAUUUGAGUGCAUUAGGUUUAGCUACACAAAAUCUCGAACAUUUCUCUAUGAUACGAAAGUAGUUUCUCCAUAGUGCCAACUAGAAAAUGUCCGAAACAAAAGCUAGAAAAGUUCUUGCCGAAUUAGUAAAGAAAUCUGGCAUUACUUACUCGGUGGACAAUGUUCUCACGAUUUUUCGCAACAAGGAUGGCAAAUACAACAACAAGCGACUCGGAGCUCUUCUAUCGCAGAUAUUUAAAACAACCCCCAACGGGGCAAAGUACGUGGAAGAAUUCGUGUCCUCCAAUCCGAAAGAUUCCUACAUGGCACUAGUCGUCUUGCUGAACACUUUUCUGCAGGAUUGCAAACAAAUGCAGUCUGAGAAGUCAGCGUUGGCGCAGCAGCAGCAGCAACAACAACAAUCAGCAAUAGUAGGCGACUCCGUUUCGAAGCGAGCUGCCAUGUUCGAAAGCCCUCCGCUGUCGUCAACCAGAAUUGUUUCCGAUCAGGUAACUCCAGAGAAUGUGCAAGAGAUUAAGGAAAAGAUUGUGCAGGCGGUUACGAACCGUUCAACAGGAUCGAUUCCAGCUGCCUUGGUGUCGCACAACUAUGAGUACAUCGGUAGCCGGAAAGGAGCUAUGGUUUCCUGGAACUUCAACUACGAAGAACUGUACCCGAUGCAGAACAAAAACGUUUCUGCUAUUCCUUUAAGUUCCCAAGAACCGAUCGUUUUGAAAGAGCUGCUGGACUGUCUGAUGGGUGUGAAGGGUUCCCUGAUAUCACCGAAAAAGCGCACCACACCGUUCAAUCCCGUGGAAUUUCAAGUUUCUGAUCAAAUAGAAGAAUCUCUAAAGGAUAUUGUACGGGAAAUUCUCCCGCUAGCAUCACACUAUUCUCAAAUUCAGGAUUUCGUCGCCGCCUCAAGUUCACUGGAAAGUGGACAGGUUUUACACGCUCUGCGUGCCGCCCUGCAAAUCAUCAUCAACGAUUACUAUCUUUCCAUAACCCAACUGGAGGAACUCUUUCUUAAGCAGCAGCUUACUUUCCACAAGCUGCUGUACUUUCUGCGUCCGGUGUUCCACACGAUGGAAGUCCUAGCGGACUCGGUAAGCACGAUUCGGCAAACAAACUCGAAAGGGGGAAGUGUACUGACGCUGCUGCAUGAUAAAAUAACUUCUACCACGGGAGACGAGAAGAGUCAAAAGGUGUUGAUACAUCUGCUGGAAAUGGCCGCUGUACCGUACAUGGAAAUGCUACAGCUUUGGAUUCUGGACGGCGUGAUUCAUGACACCCGUCGAGAAUUCUUGAUCGAACACAACGCAAUGGAUCUGAACGAGAAUGAGCUGAUGGAUUACUGGGAGAAGCAGUACACAAUCCGACUAGACAAGGUGCCUUGUUUUCUGAACAAGUACGCGGAUGUGAUCCUUCGCACUGGAAAGUACCUGAAUGUUAUUAGAGAGUGUGGGAGCUCUGCGGAUUAUCAACAACAAAGCACAAUCACUCUGAAGUACACUCACACCGAGCAGACGUACAUCACGGCCAUCGAAAAUGCGUACAAUUUCGCGUCCUCUUCUUUGCUUAACUUAAUUAUGAACAAGUACAACCUGAUAGGAAGGUUGCACUCCGUGAAGCGCUACUUCCUGCUGCAGCAGGGUGACUUCAUUUCGCAGUUUAUGGACGCUUGCGAGGAAGACCUGAACAAGGAUGUAGACAAUUUGCGUCCUAUGCGAUUGGAAAAUCUACUGGAGGUUACGCUGAACAUGUCAUCUGCGCGAUACGAUGAGUAUCAUGACGAUCUGAAAACGAUGCUGCUGCCGUACGGAAUUGUUACACAGAUUUCGAAAAUCGUCAAAAAAGAAGACGUUUUUCUGGACACGUUGGGUGACACGUCCCAGCUCAAGGGAAUUGAAUGUUUCACCUUCAGCUACAAUGCACAGUGGCCAGUUUCGAUCGUGCUGAAUCGGUGGACCAUCUCAAAGUAUCAGAUGAUCUUCCGACAGUUAUUUUAUCUGAAGUAUGUCGAACGAAUUCUGUGCCGCGUUUGGAUUGCCAACAACCGGACCAAACUGUUUGCUCCUCAAACGGCCAAACUGUAUCGAUCGGCGUUUACAUUGCGCCAGAAAAUGCUGAUCGCUAUUCAGAACUUCGAAUCGUAUAUGAUGAUUGAAGUUAUCGAACCCAAUUGGCACAUUUUCUAUCAGAACAUUAAACAGAUAAAGAAUAUCGAUGACGUCCUGAACUACCAUCAGGACUUUCUAGAUCAAUGCAUAAAAAACUGCAUGCUAACGGAUCCGGACCUGCUGAAAUCAAUCAUCAAUCUGUGCAACAUCUGCAUCCAGUUCUGUGCAUUUUUGGCGGAGGCACAGCGUCAUUUCGUUGAUGCCGAACUUGGUUCGAUGUUGGCAUCUACCGAUGACUUUUCGCUGUCCUCUGAGUCCGACUAUGACAUUGCAUGUCAGCAGGUAGACGCUACAUCGAUGGAACCAACGGAAACUUUCUCAGCUCGGGUCGAACAUUUUCGUACCGAUUUUACCGAGCAGCUGAUGGCACUGUUGCGCAAAAUAACCGAUAUUGCCACACAAAAUCCAUCGGAAAAGUUCAUUAACCUCAUCCACAGGAUCAACUUCAACUCCUACUAUAGCGAUAACUUUGAUAGUUAGAAACUAUCAACCGAAUAAAAAGUGUCAUUGCCAAAGCGUACCUGUUGGUUCCUUAUCACAGAGAAAAAGAAAUAAUAAAACGCUUACUGCAAUAGCUAGCAUAAUUAUCACUGUGUUGCCGCUCUCUACCUGCUGAAAAUUCGGUCCAUUUAGUGUCACAUUCGUCAAUAAACGGUAAUUUUAUCUAAUCGAGCAAAUCGACCAAUUAUUUUA
Messenger RNA from Wyeomyia smithii (pitcher-plant mosquito), 4271 nucleotides. RefSeq names its product gamma-tubulin complex component 2 homolog. Gene Ontology annotation, molecular function: gamma-tubulin binding; microtubule minus-end binding. Gene Ontology annotation, cellular component: centrosome; spindle pole; gamma-tubulin small complex. Lineage: Eukaryota; Metazoa; Arthropoda; Insecta; Diptera; Culicidae. The record is from RefSeq and is a predicted model, not a curated record. Bases 1506 to 4058 code for a protein of 850 amino acids. Gene Ontology annotation, biological process: cytoplasmic microtubule organization; meiotic cell cycle; spindle assembly. The transcript is spliced from 8 exons.